This is a messenger RNA of Ostrinia furnacalis (Asian corn borer), 3873 nucleotides long. It is a transcript of the gene unc-119, whose product is annotated as unc-119 lipid binding chaperone. Gene Ontology annotation, molecular function: lipid binding. NCBI's taxonomy places the organism in Eukaryota, Metazoa, Arthropoda, Insecta, Lepidoptera, Crambidae. The record is from RefSeq and is a predicted model, not a curated record. Bases 191 to 835 code for a protein of 214 amino acids. Gene Ontology annotation, cellular component: cilium. The transcript has 4 exons. Gene Ontology annotation, biological process: cilium assembly; lipoprotein transport; nervous system development.
CACAUUUUGAUCGAUUUUCGAUAAACGGAAAAAACUAAUGAAUUUACACAUUAGAAACUUUAAAAACUUCAAAAAUGUUUUAAAUUAUGAUUUGAUAACUUCAUACUACCCUCCGUAUUACUUCUUUAAACCGCUUUAAAUUUCAGUCGCGCCUUUAAUUUUAUUAUUUCUCGUGUUAAACCCAGCGAAAAUGAGUUUGGUCGGGAAAAAGUGCGAAUCGAUAACUUUACUUGAAUCCAGUAAAGACGAAAUAAAGCCUUGCAAUGUUACUCCGGACGACGUGUUGAGGCUGGACAGAAUCACCGACACAUAUCUCUGUAGCCCUGAAGCUAAUGUAUACGACAUAGAUUUUACGAGGUUCAAAAUACGUGAUUUGGAGACUGGGACUGUUUUGUUUGAGAUAGCUAAGCCUCCGACUGACUUUGGAGUUGACAACGAAGGUGCUGAGGAUGCUCAGGAAGAGCCGUUGGAUCCCAAUGCAGGUAGAUUCGUGAGAUACCAGUUUACGCCACAGUUUUUGAAGUUGAAGACAGUUGGAGCAACUGUGGAAUUUACUGUCGGUGCUCGUCCAGUGAGCCACUUCAGGAUGAUUGAGAAACAUUUCUUCAGGGAUACGCUGCUCAAGACUUUUGAUUUCGAAUUCGGCUUCUGUAUUCCAUUUUCGAGGAACACAUGCGAACACAUUUACGAAUUUCCAACACUGCCACCUGAUUUGGUGGAAGAAAUGAUAGCGGCUCCAUUUGAGACGUGCUCCGAUAGCUUCUACUUCGUGGACAACCACCUGGUGAUGCAUAACAAGGCUGACUAUGCAUAUAACGGAGGUAUAAAUAACUAAGGAAAGUAUUCACUUUGGCCUUUUAUCUCUAAAUUUAUUGGUACAGGCACUAAUUGUUUCACUGUUUUGAAUGUUUUUUGCAUUCGUUAGAUUUUUAAAUUUUACAGUAAUAAAAUUACAAAACUACUUGAUUUUAAAUGGAAGUUCUGAAAGAUAAGGGGCAUUGAUUCAGGGCUCUUGACUAAAAAGGAAACAUUCCAUUUUGAAAUUUUUCCAAAAACAUUCCAAAAACGUUACAAAAUGUUAUGUUGUGUCAGUCAAUACUACUACAGGUAUUGAUAUUAUCUAGACUGAAGUGGGUGUGGCAUGAUCUCUCAUUUAUUUGUUGGUUUCUACACUUAGUUGACACUAUUUGGCACAUAAAAUUUGAUGUAUUCUACACCUAUUCCAUAGGCAAUGUGGUGUGAAACACUUUUUGUAUUUUAAAUAGAGUAAGUGAGUGCUUUGCACAGAUCUGAAUAAAAUCUAGUCAUAUAAUAAGGAUAUAAGUUUUUAAAAUUAUUCGGUUUGGUUAUUACAUUUGUAUUUAUAAAGCAGCUGCAGUUAAAACAAGCAAAGAAUACAGGGAUUGGGAAUUGGUGAAAUUGUAAAGAAAAAUGCUGCCUUGGAAAUGUUCAUUAAUGUCUAAUUUCAAAUAUGUUUUAAAAUAUUGUGAUUGAUAUGCUUUAAAAUUUAAAUUCUAGAUUUCGUCAACAUUGAAAUGUAUGUAUGUAUAUGUACUUAAAAUUAUACAAGUGAGUGAAUAUAAAAACUUAACUGAUGUCCUCUUAAAAAUUGAACACUAUUUUGGAUUUUAGUCCUUAUUUCUGGACCUAUUGUCAUAAAAAUAAAAUCUUUAUAGAUUUACCCAAUAGGUACAUUUAAGGGGUAAUAUUUAUUUUUACUGUAUUCUAAAUGUGUCUUAUUAUAAUACUAAUUUUAAAUUAUGUAUCAUUCUAAAUUUUGAUUCUAAACAAUAUUAAUUUGAACUUUACGGACGGCUUUUUAUAUUACUUACCUACGAGAAUGGGUUCAGCUAGUUCGCAUAAUCAUGGCUAGUGGGUAAACUGAAAAUUCAUACUACCUACUAGGCGUUGCGCGUGGCGUGUCACGUACGUGUCACGUUUAUACAGGUGUAAAUAGACCGACGCCGUAGCUUAGUGGUCAUGUUUUCAUAGAGAUCUAACAAAAUAACUAAAUAAAUGUUGGCGCGCUUUAUUCUAAACUUUUGGACAUCCUUUUCUCAUUCAUAAAUGGAAUAACUGUAAUCAUUUUUUUUUUAGUUUUCGCUCAGCAUUAAAUAGCUCAAAUAAAGAUUUUCCAAAUUAACUAAAUACCUAUCGCCACCGAAACUUCGGCGUCGUUCUAUUUAUAAAAAAUCCUGUAGAAAAAGUACAAGAUAAUGACAUACAUAAUCUCCGCCAACGCAGUCCUCUUGUGUGGGAAAUUGAUUUAUUUAAAUUACAUAAAAAGCGUAAUGAAAUCGGGAGCCACAACAGUUAUUUAGUUAUGGAACUUUAAAUUCUGCCCAUGCCGUCCAAAGCCUUGUUGAUUUAAACAAGUGCCCUUGCUUUAAUGUGAAUAUUUAAAAACUAAAAUACGAACUAAAUGUGUUCACUAUUUUAUGUAAAAUUAUUGUCUUUGGUUUUAAUUUUUGUAGGUAUUAAUCUACCUAUUAAUGUAACGUCGAAGUAUUUUGUGCGUGAACAGCAAAAAAUAAUGCAUGUUUUUUUCUCUUUUAAUCUUCCUUGAAUGAAAAGAGGAUUAUGAAUAAUAAAUAUGUUAAAAAUGUUUUAAAUAGGUAAUUUAUUUUUUAAUUAUGUACACAUUUGUGGCCAUUGCUUAUAUUUAAAUUAAUGCGGUACCCGUCCCCCGUCUGAAUUACUAUCCAAUGUUAUUAACAUUUUUGCAAUUUGGUAUCUUUUCUUUUGUAUUAAAUAAAAUUAACUCAUCAAUUUAACACAUGGCAGCUUUACUUGUCUAUGCUCGAAAGCUAAAUGCAUGUUCAGGGAUUUCCCCGCAACAAUUGACAUUGAUUUUUUUCUCGCUCUCACACUACGUUUUAUGGUUAGUACAAAAAUAACCGUAGCGGAGGUAUUAUCGCACUUAACUUGUCUAAAGAUUAAUAAAUCUAAAUACAUAAAUAGCUCCUUGACAGGGGAAGCACCUACCUACAUACUUUCACUAAUCUGUGACUUUAUGGCAGGGGUAGGGUUGCCAUCCGUCCGGGGAGCGUCCGGGUGGGGUUUCAUUUUGUUGUCCGGGUAUAAAAAACAAUGCCGGGCGAUACGACUACGUUUUAUAAAAACUGUCAUUUUAGAGAUGGCAACCCUAGGCAGGGGCCUCGGGUUUUAAUUUUAUUUUCGUAACAUUUUUUCAUUAAAUGAAGAGGGAAAGACAUUACAUAAAUAUGUAUUAUGCUGAACCUAAGUAGUAGAACCGGACCCCACUUUAUGAAUUAGAUGCUGUAGUGCUAUGGUAUAAUACUUAGUUUAAAUGGUAUCUGGCCACGACAUAGCUCGUUAAGACUAUAGAUAUUAUACCCCUAUGUUAUUUAUGUCUAUUUAAAUUCGAACAAUAAUGUGAUAUCAGAUCGGAGCUUCACUUACAAAGACUAUUAUUAUUUGGUCCUCAAUUAUAUUAUGGCAUGGAUUGGUCCUUGAAUACAAAUGUAACUUAAAUUCGCUGCAUGAAUUCAAUUCCAAACGGUUAUUGUUAAAAGAAAAAAUAUUAUUAAUCAUAGUUUCACCAUCUUUCCGUAAUAAUAUUUUAUUAUUUGAUGGACACACGACACACGUUUAUUUAUUGUAGUUCAGAUUUCAAUUCAAUUAUGUAUUUUAUUUAUUUUUUAUUUCCAUGUAAUCUUUAAUUAUUUAGUUUAUACUGCGAAAUAGAAAACUUUUUCUUAUUUUAAUCAAAUAUAAUUAUAAAAAUAGACUAACUGUACUAGAUACUAUAUGAUUCCAUUAUAACCUGUGACUUAUUUUAUUCAUGUACUAUCGGCAACAGUGUUAACUGCCCAUUGCCGGUCAUGUUGUCGAUUAGAGCAAGAGCUAAAA